CAGUCGGCUGCAAGGAGCAGCGCAGUGCGGUUGUUAGUAGUCGGUUGCUCCGUGUCUGCACAAGAUGAUCUCUGCAGCGCUUCUAGCAACGCUGCUGCUGGGCCUCUGGCUGGCCGCGCGCGUCAGGAAAAGGUUCUCCAUGCCGCCUGGAGAGUGGGGGUGGCCAAUCUUAGGCCAUUUACCCCCCAGCGAUGAGCCUAUGGACGAGACAAUAAAAAAACUACGCAAGAAACAUGGCGAUGUAUUCACAUGGAAGAUUGGCACAGCAACAUUCGUGGUCUUGUGCGACUUUGAUACCAUCAAAAAAGUCUACAACCAUCCCGAUGCUCAGGGACGGCCAAGCUUCUACAGCUUACUUAUUUUCUCCUGCUACAAGAAUUUAGGUCUAGCAAACUCGGUCGGGGAGAUCUGGCACGGCGGUCGCCGCUUCACAAUCCGCCAUCUGCGCGACAUGGGCAUGGGCAGGUCAUCUCUGGAGUCGCGCAUCGCUUUGGAAGCGCACAAUCUUGUCGAAAACUUCAAAAAAGUAACCGACGUUGCGACCGAAGUACCGAGGUCUUUAUCCAUCGCUAUACUCAACAUCAUCUGGGAACUCUGCGCAGGAAAGCGACACGACUUGGACGAUGAGAAGGCUUUGGAGUUCCAGCAAGUGGUGGUCGACAUUUUCCACGAUUUCCAGGGCAACGUUGUCAUUUUCGACACAUUCCCAUUCCUGCUUCCCAUAACACCGCGUUUCGUCAUGGAGAAGCUCGGCGUAACAAAAUAUAUGGAGGACUGCGAUAUUCUUAUGAGCCACAUGAAGAAAUGCAUAAAGGAGCACAAGGAGAGCCUCGAUGUCAACAAUCCUCGCGAUUACAUCGACGCGUUCCUCAUCGAAAUGCAGCUGGAAAAGAAUGCCGGCAGCGCUAUAUUCACCGAGGAGAAUCUGAUGGUAAGCUUGGGUGACAUUUUCACGGCCGCAUCCGAGAUCACGUCCAUUACACUGCGCUGGCUCAUCCUCUACAUGAUCAAGCAUCCAGAAAUUCAGAGGAAAAUCCAGGCCGAGAUCGACAGCGUCGUGCCACGAGACAGGCUCCCCGGUCUCGACGACAGGCCUAGCCUGAGCUAUUUGGAGGCUACGCUGUACGAGGUGGAGCGACUCGUCUCCGUUGUGCCGCUGCUGGUCCCGCACUGCGCUACCCAAGACAUCGAAGUGAACGGCUUCCAUGUACCCAAGGGCACGGUGCUAAUGGGACACGCGGGCAGCUGUCACGGGGACCCGCAGGUCUGGCAGCGUCCCGACGAGUUCUAUCCUCCGCACUUCUUGGACGAAAACGGCAAAUUCUGUCCCAAGAAAAACGGCUUCAUCCCUUUCUCGAUUGGUCGGCGCGUGUGCCCCGGAGAGAACUUGGCCCGGCAGACGAUGUUCCUGUUCGGCAGCGCGCUGCUGCAAACCUUCAUGUUCGAGGCCCCCGAGGGCGAGGUACUGAGCACUCAACGCGACCCUGCCGAGCGCAUGAUUAUCAUCCCCAAGCCCUUCAGGGUCAUCAUGAGGCAGCGCAGUUAGGCUGUGUUGUUACAGUGCAGUAUCGCAAUGCAGGAUUGCAGUGCAGUGUGACAGUGUAGUGUGACAGAGUAGUGCGACAGAGUAGUGUGACAUAGUAGUGUGACAUUGUAUUGUGACAGUGCAGUGUGACAUUGCUCUAUGACAGUGUAGUUUUGUCACGGAGCCACUCCCACUGAGCGUAACGUGAGCCUAUAUACUAUCACUAAUAAUCCAGCCAUGGAUCGUUACAUUUCUUGCAGAAUACAAGGGAAUAAGGACGA
Molecule: messenger RNA, 1806 nt
Organism: Hyalella azteca
Lineage: Eukaryota; Metazoa; Arthropoda; Malacostraca; Amphipoda; Hyalellidae
Product: cytochrome P450 2L1
Exons: 11
Coding region: 65-1546 (493 amino acids)
Biological process (GO): xenobiotic metabolic process
Cellular component (GO): intracellular membrane-bounded organelle; cytoplasm
Molecular function (GO): oxidoreductase activity, acting on paired donors, with incorporation or reduction of molecular oxygen, reduced flavin or flavoprotein as one donor, and incorporation of one atom of oxygen; heme binding; iron ion binding
Source: RefSeq, a predicted model, not a curated record